Messenger RNA from Nilaparvata lugens (brown planthopper), 10810 nucleotides. RefSeq names its product proto-oncogene tyrosine-protein kinase ROS (gene sev). The record is from RefSeq and is a predicted model, not a curated record. Gene Ontology annotation, molecular function: transmembrane receptor protein tyrosine kinase activity; protein binding; ATP binding. Lineage: Eukaryota; Metazoa; Arthropoda; Insecta; Hemiptera; Delphacidae. Gene Ontology annotation, biological process: cell surface receptor protein tyrosine kinase signaling pathway; protein phosphorylation; positive regulation of kinase activity. Gene Ontology annotation, cellular component: signaling receptor complex; membrane.
CUAAUAUUUCAACUAGUUUAGAAAAUUGCAAUCUUCAUCAUCAAUAUCAUAGUCAAAUUCAUAAUAUGACCGAAAUUUGAAAAUUUUUCCAGUUUCCUGAAAGAGAAAUUCCUGUCUUUUUCAUUUUCUGCAAUAAAUCCCCUCAUGAGACAUGUGUCAGCUUUCUAGGACGCUACAACCAAGUUUUCAAAUCUAGUUCUCACCAUUAAUAACCGUUAAAAUGUUAAACGUCGAUCUAAAGUUAACGGACCGUCGCGUCACCACGAAGAUAGUGUUUUGGGACAAGAUGUUGGUGUAGUUUUCGAAAUUUGACAAAUUUGAUGACAUUUUUCAAAAAUGGGAAGUGUAUUGUUGCAGUUAUCGGUUGGAUUUUUGUUUGUGUUGAUGUUUUCUACGAGUUUUGCCAAUCAACUGACUGAGGAUAGUCUGUUGGAUUAUCAGCCCGAAAGGAUGUGUGCCAUCAGGUGUCCCUUACAGAACCAAACGGAGGAGGCAGCGCAUUUUGAUGUGGGCUGCAGCCCCGAAUGUAAAAUUGAACAGUGUGCAAGAGGCUGUGAGUUAUGGAGAAAAGCAUUGGAUGCUAGUUGUCAGAGUGUUUGUAAUGGAACGCAAGAGCUGCUGUUACCUAAGGAGCUGUACUGUAUAAUAGGCUGCAACGAUGCACUAAAUAGAUAUUUCCAAAGACUGAAAGAGGUGAUCGGCACACCCCCACCGCCAGCCUUGGUGGCCGAUUCACUGACUUCCACCUCGCUGAGCCUGGAGUGGGAGUGGCAGGGUGGCGGGAUUAGGGGCGUGGGUGCUACCAACAUCAGCUACCUGGUGCAGUGGCGCUAUGAGCAGCUGGCAGAUACCUGGCAUUACUGUCGCAACCAGACCUGGGGCAACCACCCCACAGUGCAUGUCGACAACCUACAGCCUUACACCAAGUACAGGUUCCGCAUCGCCCUCCUGCUCUCACCGCACGACAGCGAACCGCUAGUGUCCGCACCGUCGGUGGUGAUCUCGACCCUGGCCGGGGGUCCCCCCAGCAGCCAACCGACCAUAGUGAGGGCCACACCAGCCGACCCCUCCCGCGUCUCCCUCUCCUGGGUGGCCGGUCCCUUUCCCAACGGCCCCCUCCUUUCCUAUGUCCUCCACAUCCAACAACUGCCCUCCGGCUACACGGCCGUCAAGGAUAUCCCUGCUUCCGGCAACAAGGACUUCUAUAUGUUUCAAAACCUGCAGCCUGGCAUGAACUAUUCGGUGUCCAUUGCCAUGAGAAACGCGGCCGGUUUGGGUCCUGCUGCCGAAACCAUCGUUACAACGCCGGCGUACUCUAGAGUAAAAGAAGUACAACAACUGAUUCUGAUUCUUGGAGAACAUCACACAGUUAUGAGCCAAGCCGCCGACAUCAUAGAAGAGCCUACCCUUAUGUACAAAACAUCACAUCUUAUCAGAGGGGUAGCCGUGCAUGUACGCAAACAACUGCUAUUCGUAUCCGACUCUUCAGGCAUGGUAUGGGUGACGUCAUCACACGAGUACCGCCAACCCUCCCCCCUGCUCAGCCCCCUCUCGGCCAACAUGGCGCCUCAUCAGCUCAGUGUGGACUGGCUGAACGACUGGCUGUAUGUGGUGGUGCAGGUGGACCACAACGGUGGCCCAGUGUGGCAGGUGGUGAGGUGCGGCCUAGACGGCCAGGGCACCACAGUAGCGGUAGCCGGCCUCCUCACCAAGCCACACCACAUAGAGGUGGAUCCCUACAACGGAUAUCUAUUCUGGGUGAUACGCGGAAGCGGGCUGUACAGACUAGAUCUGGCAGAAAUAAGCAACGGAAUAAAACAUGAAACUACUCCGAACAUGAUUCUACAGGAUCCAAGUCUGGGCGCAUUCACAGUCGACCACACUAACUUCAGGGUACUAGUGCCUCAGCAUCAACAGAACACUGUCUUAGCUGUGUCUCUUGAUGGGCAUGAGGUGACCGACAUGCGGAACAACACGCUGAAACCGCAGUUCAAGAACGUGGUGUCAUUAGCCAUGCACAACGGCCUGUUCUACUGGACCAACGGCAAACUGGUGUUGACCGAGGAGUAUCACACCGGCCAGAACAGCUACUUCCACAACGUCAUCAAUCCGGCCAUCUCCAAUCCCAGCUUCAUCACGGUCAGUGUGAACACGCCUUCUUCGCAGCCCAUACCUGUGCCGGUCAACCCUCCUACCGGACUGCAAGCUGUGCUUGGCACAGAUAUGGCCAGGACUUCGUGGCAGAUACCGCAUCUACUGGGAGGCCAAGGUAAAGGAGCCUGGCAAAACUGGUCAUACAUGCUGAGCGUCCGCAAGGCAGACGAGGUGAUAGUGGGCGAAGAGGUGACGGUGGACUGCCGCGACAUCAACGCCACCUCGCACCUGGUGCAGGGCCUCGAACCAGCCACCACAUACGUCAUGCGGACGGCCGCCUACACGGCAGACGGCGUCGGCCCCUGGAGUGCUGAGUUCCGCGGCCGGACGCUCGCCGAGGGAGCGGAGCCUCGUGUGCUGUGGGGAGCGGCCGAAGGACUUUUGAUGUCCGAUGUGACGGGGGAUGGAGUGAGGACGCUGUUGCACAGGGAGAGCUUGAAGGAUGAAUGGGGCAGCCACCGCAUAAUCGACAUAGCCUGGUACACGGAUCAACUCUACCUGGUUUCCAACACAAGCAACGUUUACACUUAUAACCUGACCAGCCACAAGCAUGCCAGGCUCAGAGACAUGGAGUCGGUUGGCAGCAUUGCGGUGGAUUGGGUUGGCAAGAGGCUCUACUGGUCUAAGCCUAAACAACAAUUGAUAAUCAGAGGGAACAUGAACGGCAGUCAGCAUGAGCCACUGCCCAUUCUGACGGUUGCCAAGGAGCUGAACAUCGAUGCCAUACAAGGCUUCAUCUACUGGUCGACGGGUCACGCCGUCGAAUGCGCCAGGCUCAAUGGAAAACAGAGGAAAACUUACUAUCCGGCUGAACUAUUCUCGGGGAAACAAGUAAUGGGCCUAACUUUGGACGUGGAUCACCAGGGUGUCUACUGGAUAGUUCGUAGCUAUGAAGGAUCGACUCUGUUCCAUGCUCCAACAGCCGAUUGCCUGAAAAUAGGCGAAGAGGUGCAGCCACUCAAAGUGUCCAGCCUACAACAUCCAAAUAUGCAGGGUCCACUUUGCUACCUGGAUCACCGCCUGCUGUGGCUGCGAGACGACCACAACGCAGUGAUAGGCGACAUGCAGGGCCAAUACACAGCAGCGCUAAGUGGUCUCAGUUUGUCGCAGCUCAGUGUUGUCGCUGUCAUGGAUCCCAAGCUGCAUCCAGCUCCCGAGGGAAUCGAUCUUCUGGGAGACGCCAACGUUAUUCCUGAAGCAGUGGCUACAAGUUCUUUCCACGUGGAGGGCCAAUACAACUCGUUCUACAUCACGUGGGCUCCUGUCAAAAACGUCAACUAUGGACAGGUUUUCUAUGAACUGAAGAUCAGUCAUGCCUACAAGAGGGAUAUCAUUGUGGAAACAACAGACUCGCACUGGAAGUCGGGUGACCUUGACGACCUGCCUCCCUUCUCCCCCCUGACCAUAAGCAUCAGGGCGCUGACCUACUGGGGUGCUUCCCCCCAGGUCACCAUACUCCUGCACUCGCCACCCUCCAUACCAUCUCCACCCACAAACCCCCGGGUUUUCGUGUCCUACUCACGCAAUCCGUUGAAGGACGACCAGGAGAUAUCAGCAGUGUUUAGAUGGGACUCGCCGAUAAUCAAGAACGGCAUCAUCAUCAAAUACAUAGUGAGCCAGUGCUAUGCUGAAGAUGAGGAGGACAAGGUGUGUCAUAACCACGAGGUGGACAGUCUCAAGAAAGAGUUGGUCGUACCUGACAUACCACGAGAUACCAAUAUUUAUUUUCAGGUGCAAGCAUGCACAGAAGUGGGAUGCGGCGAGCACACACCAGUCGCAGAGGGCAACUCAGGCGUAGAGAUGCCAAUUCCCCGUCUGCUGGUGUCAACCGCCGACACAGUCGAGAUCACAGACUUCGACAAGCAGGAGAACCGCACCCUGACACGCAGCAGCUCCGUCGUCGACCUCACCUACUCCAGUCUCGACAACCGUGCCUACUGGAUCGACGACAACAACCAUAUUGCCACCUCAAGACUUGAUUCGUCGGGCAAGACUAAGAUCCUAGGACUGAACGGCACAGGAUCCUGUCUGGCAGUGGACUGGGUUGGCAGAUUCCUGUACUGGGCAGAACACGAGGAUGGACUGCCAGGAACACUCGUCAAACGAUUAGACUUGAACAGGAUGCGUUCUUCCCCCACCACUAUAUUUGCACGGCCCAACCCCAUUUUGAAGAUAGAGGUUUCGCCGCUGGAUAGCAUGCUUUACUGGGUCGAGCUGGAACCGAAUCAUCUGGGAAAACUUAUGAAAAGUCCUUCGGAUGGAUCAAACAUACAAGACUUCUUUUCGAGAAACUCGUCUCCAUCAAGAAAAUCGCGAACCCCCUGUACGUGCCCAGAUAGCCCCAACGUGGGGGCGACCAUCACCCUCGACCAGAGCAGUCACCUGCAAUCGGACAGGGAGGGGGAGGGAGAGGGUGAGAGAGAGCCCCAACUGAGACUGAUCUGGGUGGACAGUGCCCACAAUCACAUACUGGAUGCUGAUCUCAGUGGAUGCCACUGUAAUCUACUGGUGAACACUACUGUAGUUGGCAACGCUGGCCUACCACCCACCUCUAUAACAGCCGACCACAAACUGGUCUACUGGUCGAAUGCGACGGAGGGCCGCGUCUACUCGCUGGCCAAGGGGCGUCGGUCUCUUGCCUCCCCCCACCACAUGGUCACCGCCGAUCUCACCAAUGGCGUCACCGCUUUCAAGGCCAACGGUGUUAGGAGCAUCGCCGCAGUAGGACAACAUCUACAACCUUAUCCUGUGGCCAGAUGCUUGACCCCCAAAGAACCCGGGGCAGCUGAGAUGGUGAACAGUACCAGCGACUCCAUCACUCUCGCUCUGCCCGCACCCAACAGAGACAGAGAUUGUGGCAACGUGUCACUCGCCACUGUGCAGUUCACCGUCUUCUACGGGGUGACCACCAGUGCAGACGACACGCCCACUUGUUUGGAGGAUAUCAAGAUGUGUAGUUUUCUGAAAACGUUCGACCGAAUAGUGGAAGUCCAUGGACUACAGCCAUAUACCAACUACUCAUUCUUUGUGGCAUUUGAGAAUCACUACAGUGAACUGCAGGGCAUGCCUCUAGUAUUGGGACCAUCAGCCGUCAUACAAACAACGCCCGGAGCACCCCUGCUACCAAACAACCUACGCGUGACCGUUCUGGACCCCCUGGCAGUGCGUGUGUCCUGGGAGACGCCCCCCCAGCAGCCGCACACACACGCGGUGCGUUACGCCGUGCUGUGGCGGAUGGAGGGAGCCGUGCAGGGGGUGCGGCGCAACGGCGAACAGCCGGUACUCAGGGACCAAGAGGGCGGCGACAGAUUGUAUGCCGUCGACCUACAUAAACUCAAUGCCGACCAGGAGUACUCCAUCUCGGUUCGAGCCUACUCAGAAAGCACGGACAUGUUUUCGGAAACAAGUUCGAUUUCAGUGAAAACCUAUCCGCUGCCAAACAAUAUAACUCUGGUAGAAGCACAGCCGUAUUCUUUGAAUAUCUCUUGGGACCCUAGGAUUCCCAGCACUCCUUAUCUACAAUAUGAAAUGCAGUAUUACAACUCGACCACAGACGGAUGGACAACAGUAGCGGUGUCCCACACAUCGACAGAAGGCAUCAACUACUUCUACAUGGAAAGACUGAGCCCAAAAACCAAGUACAAAUUCCGACUGAAUAUGCUCUACUCACCGACAGCUGAGCCAUUUUAUUGGCAUCCUGACGACCGAUUUACGUUCAGAACUUUGGGUGACCGACCCACCCCUCCCGGUACCCCCACCCUACAGCACCUCCGCGGCGAGGUGUACCAGGUGGCCUGGGAGGCGGCCAGGGAGAACGGAGGCACCAUAGAGCUGUACGCACUGGAGGGAAGGCACAGUCACUCGGCUGGUGACCAAGAGAUGGCACUGGAGGGCAGACACAGUCACUCCGAAGAGGCGACGCGUGACAAACGGGAAGCCAACCACACACCUCCCGGCGAAGAGUGGGUGCUCUAUCAUAAUGGCACUGAAACGUACUGGAUAAUCAAAGAGCUAGACACACGGUUGAAACACCAGUUCCGCGUUCGAGCCAAGAACCGCUACGGGUGGAGCGACUACAGCCAGCCCAGUGCCUGGUGCGACCUGACAGGUGGGGGCGCGGCCACCCUAAAUGCCAAUGCCACCCCUGACUACACUAUGUUCCUGCACUGGUUCCUGCCUCCUGUUAUCGUAAUGGCUGUGGCGCUCAUUAUUAUGCUCCUUAUGUGUGUUUCCAGACACCGCCAGCUGAAGAAGAAGACAAGUCUGCAAGCGAUCACCUCAUCCAACAGCCAGGGCACCGACGUAGAACUGGCAACACUGCGCCAGCUGCCACGCGGCAUAGUGCACAACAGCAACGAGCUGUACAUUGGCAACUGUGUGCCCAGCGACAGAGAACUGGCAAUGCUGCCUCACAUGAGUCGCGACCAGAUCACACUGACCAAGUUCCUUGGCAGCGGAGCAUUCGGAGAGGUCUACGAGGGCCUCGCCAGCAAACUGCCCAACAUGGAUGAGGGUUGUGUCCAGGCUAGGGUCGCUGUCAAGACACUUCGCAAAGGCGCUUCAUACCAAGAAAAAGGGGAAUUCUUGAAAGAAGCCCAGCUGAUGGGCAAUUUUCAGCACAAACACAUCCUGCAACUUUUGGGCAUCUGCUUGGACAACGAUCCCAACUUCAUCAUAAUGGAGUUGAUGGAAGGAGGAGAUCUUCUCAGCUAUUUGAGGGAUCAUAGGCCUAGAGUGAACCUAGAAAACGGCCUAACGAUGGCCGAUUUACUGUCGAUAAGCGUGGACGUUGCUCGAGGUUGUCGAUAUCUGGAGGAGAUGCACUUUGUGCACCGUGACCUGGCCUGUCGCAACUGCCUUGUCUCCAGCAAGGACCCUAAGGAACGAAUCGUCAAGAUCGGCGAUUUCGGGUUAGCGCGAGACAUCUACAAGAACGACUAUUACAGGAAGGAAGGCGAAGGUCUACUGCCUGUCAGGUGGAUGGCCCCCGAAUCGUUGGUAGACGGUGUGUUCACAAGUCAAUCGGACGUAUGGGCUUUCGGGGUUCUCAUUUGGGAGAUAAUAUCACUGGGACAACAGCCCUAUCCAGCCAGAAGCAAUAUUGAAGUCCUACACUAUGUCAGGAAUGGAGGCAGAUUGAAGAGGCCCGUCAACAGUACUGAUGACAUGUAUAAAUUGAUGCUGAAAUGCUGGAGUUUCCACCCGGAGUCGAGACCUACUUUCAAGUAUUGUCUAGAAGUUUUAGAAAAUCUAAAACGUAAUGUUCAACCCACACAACUGGUGUCUCCGCACAAUAGUCACAACUCAACACCUACCAGAGCCUUGAAACCAGAAGCUGGAACCGAUACCGACCGACGUCCCCGCGACACACAAGUAGCUGGAACCGUUACCGGCGUUCCCCGUUACUUGGAACUGUUAUACGACGGUGAGGAUACCGGUUACGAGAUACCCCGCCACCAGGAACUGCCCCCCUCAUACCCCAAAGAGGAAGAAGUAUCUAGUCUGGAACAGUUACUGCCCAAUCAACAACAGAGUACUCAGUCGAACAGCAGUCAUCGUUACUCGAAUAUCAUAAAACCUAUGUCAGUGCCGGGAACGGUUACUGUGGACAGUAAUGAGAACAUUCAGAGUGCGGGUGCUAUUGUGGAUGAGCAGAGGUAGUCUUAGGUUCGAUACUCGAUUUAUUUUAUCGAUAUUUAUUGACAGUUUAUUGUUUUUAUCGAUAUUUUAUAAUCCUACCAGGAGCAGUUACCGUGGACAGUAGUGAGAACUUUCAAAGCGAAGGAGGUGCUGCUGUGAACGAGAAACGAUGAGAGGGUCUUGCGUUCGAUACUCGAUUAAUGUUAUCGAUAUUUGAUAUUCGAAGAAUAUCGAUAUUUGAGUUAUAAUCAAUAAACUUAGGCUUAUACCAGUAAGGCUAAUGUGGAAAGUAAUAUGAACACUAAAAGUGUACGAGGUGUUGCUAUGAAAGAGCACAUGUUUGGGUUCGAUACUCGACUACUUUAGUCGAUAAUCGAUAGUGUCUAUAGUAUCGAUAAUAGAAAUUUGUUGAUUGACUGAAUUUUUUUAUUAUAUAAUUUGGUACGGUUGAUUUAAUAAUAGGAGUGGUGAAAAUGGAAAAUUUUCAGUUGGCAGUCUUGAAACUUGAAUUGCACUCCCCCAAGGGACAGAGGUGAUCUACGAUUUGACAAACAGUAUUGAAUCGAUUAUUUUUUGUCGAUUUCCAUAGAUAAGAACCUAAUGUAACUUUGAAUUUGAAAAUUUAUUGAUUAUUGAUCGUGUUUUAAUUAUUGUGGUAUGCAGUUUCAUACUUGAUAGAUUUAAUCAAUAUUGAUGACACCAUCAAUAUUAUAUUGACAAUAUUCUUUAAUUAUGUGUAUAUAAUUCAAUUAUUGAUUGAUGUAUAAUUUGUACAUAAAAAAUGAAAAAUUAUCAAAACUCGAAUUUUGAUAAAUCUUUUGACUUUCAAUCAAACACGAAACAUUAAUUUUAUUUAUUUAUUAUUUUUUGUUGAUGGUGAUGCUCACAUGAGCUCUACGCUUGUGCGUGGGUAAUGAGGCAGAUGAUAAUGAGAGAUGAGUAGACCUACAGUUUUGAGUUGGUUACGAACCACCGGAAAUUUUUAUUAAUGUUGAACUCUCCAAUAUCUAUGCAAUUUGAAAUUAUAUUAUUAACUCAAUUCUUUGAAAUGUUCAGUCAGUUACUCAAAGGGGGAAUGAUUGUAUCAAAUAAUUGAUGAGGAAAAAAUUAAACUUGAGAAUGAUGGAAGAAUGAAUCUGAAUUAAAUAUAGGAGAUAAUGUGAAAGGCUGUGAAACAGAAAGUUAGCUUUUUUAAGAACAAGAAACUAAUAAUUUGAAAAUAAAUGAGAAUUUAAUUCGAUUGUGAAAAAGUGCCUAACAACUAGAUGUUCCUAGCAUACAUAUUCCCGGUUAUUGUCAAUUUCUAUAUAUUCUUAUCUUGUAUUUGUACAAAUUCAUUCUUAUUUACCAUCAACAACUGUGUGUUAUCUGUAUUAUCAUUGUACAAACUAUAUUAAUUGAACAAAAAUUAAUAUUAAGGUAAAAUAAAAACUUGAAAGUAAGCUCACUAAACAGCAUUUAUAAAAGUAUGAUAGGUAAAUAUUACAUUUAGUUUUAGAAUAUCAAGUAGCGAUGAAUGUUUAUAAAAGGCUCGUGCUAAUAUAAUGUACAUCUCACGAAAAUGACGUUGAUGCUUGAACAAAAUGAUUCUAUUAGUUAUGGUAGUAUCAUGUGAAUAACAUCACAUGAUAUUAUUCUAUUAAGUAAAUUGGUUAAAUGAUUAGUAAUAUGUGGUCUCUGAAUAAUGUUUUCAUCAUUUGAAUAGGAAUUAACAAAGUUUAAAAUCGGACAUCACAAAAUUCAUGGAACUGUAAUUGAGUUAUUAGUAGUUCUUGAUUUUUGAUUGACAAACUUAUGUUCUCCUGACCGAAAACUACGCAACAUCCCAAAGAAAUUAAAAACAUAAUAUAGAGUGCAUGUAGAAAUUUGAGACUCAUGAGCUUUAUAUAUGUUGUGUAUCUGCCAUACGCUAAAUAAAUAUGAUUGAGAGCAUUGACAUAUAUAAUGAUAAAUAUUAUCAGCCAAAUGAAUCUAUUUAAUAUUGGGGGGUUAUCAGAAAUAUUCAUGGAUUAUAUUAGUUUUCUUCUUGUUUUGAGAACUUUGAAGUUUCAUUUUUUAGUUUAAAAAACCAUAAUAUUCGAUCUUUGAAAUCCUAGUUGAAAUUCGUAUAAAAAAGACAAACUCAAACCCAGUAAUUCUUCAGUUUCAAUUUAUUGAAUUGAUUUGAUCCUCUAUUUCUUCAAACUGUCAACUCCCAGCCACAAUUAAAAAGCAGAAAGCCUCAACACAAUAGGCCAAUUGAAGCCAGUACCUAACAGAUGAGUCUCAUUGUAAUCUCAGCUAUCAUAUAAAGGGACCUUCAAAACUAUAAUUGAAAUAUUGAAUCUCAAAAAUCAACCUACAGACUUGAAAUAGUAGCUCUGAUUUAGAAAAGAUUUAUAUCUUGAAGGACUAUAUCUGUACUAUUCUUGAGACGACUACCGUAGUGUAUAAUUUGAAGACUAUUAUAAUAUGAUACUGCCUUUGUUAUAAAUAGGCCUAUAAAUUAAAUUAGGCUUAUUAUCCUUCAUUGAUGAUAAGAUACAUGAAAAUAAGAUUGAAUAAUAUUAUUAUCACUCACCAUUUCAGGAAGAAAAUAAUUCAAAAAUUGUAUUCCGUUUUUGUUAACUUCCGGGAUCUGUGUGUAAAAUAAUAAUAGUCAUGAGUGUUUUUACUAUUUUACAUUAAAUUUUUUAGAAUAACUACCUACAUACGAUAAUUCUUACUUCGAACAAUGUGUAUUAUAUAUAAUAGGAAUGAAAAACUAAGUUCGUUAAUUAUUCAGAUUUUAUGAAAAUGAUUCAAUUUAGGUUGUAUAUAUGAGACUUUAUUAUCAUUCUAUGUAAUUCACUUAUGUAUGAUUGGAAUGAAAAUUAUGUAGAUUGUACUAUUUAUAUUGUAAUUAGUAGAUUUUGUUGACUAUUGUUAGUGUAUGUGCUAUAUAAUGUUAGGCUAGAGGAAAAUAGUGUAAAUAGGUACAUGUUACAAUAGUGCAAGUAUAUUUAGGAUAAAAUAAAAUGAAAAUGAGUUAAUUAGU